This is a messenger RNA of Cydia strobilella, 3764 nucleotides long. RefSeq names its product F-box/LRR-repeat protein 7 (gene Fbxl7). The coding region runs from base 410 to 1675 and encodes 421 amino acids. The record is from RefSeq and is a predicted model, not a curated record. The transcript has 8 exons. Gene Ontology annotation, cellular component: SCF ubiquitin ligase complex. NCBI's taxonomy places the organism in Eukaryota, Metazoa, Arthropoda, Insecta, Lepidoptera, Tortricidae. Gene Ontology annotation, biological process: SCF-dependent proteasomal ubiquitin-dependent protein catabolic process. Gene Ontology annotation, molecular function: protein binding.
ACCAACGCAUACACACAGCCGCGCCGCAUACCGAGGCGCGCGGGCGCACCGAUCGCUGCGUUUUGCAUCGAAGCCUCAGUUCUAAAGCUACUUUUAGGGUCAUCAAACGCUUUAUAGAUUUAAAACGUCAAAACUUUAUAAACUAACAACCCUAUUUCUAAUUUUAAAAACAGAACUGCGUGUAAGUGACGUGAAGUGAGAUGAAAGUUUUGAUUGUAACAAUUUCAACGUGUUAAGUUUUAAAUUAAGGUGGUGUUAAGUUUGUGGUUAAGUGAAAAGUGCUGGAUAACUAGGUGUGCUUGGUGACAUCCGUGCUAUGGCAGGGUUCGUGAGGGGUUGAAAGAUGUGGAAAAACACUUUCUACGUGAAAUCUGUACGGAAAAAGGAGACCAGUAAAUAGGGUCUCACGAUGUCCAGCUGUUCCGGGCCCGGUGUGUGCGGCGGCGCGCGCCGGCGGCCCCCGCCGCCUCCUGAGCCAGCUCUGUCGCUCGCCGCCGAUCUGAGCGAACUGAGCUUAGACCAGGGUUAUCACACGUUAGCUGACUGUGGACCGCCAAGGAGAAGAAGGGAUAACACCCUCAGUGAUGCUAUUUGGUUGAAGAUACUGUCGCAUUUAGAGGUAUCAGACCUCUGCCGCAUGUCGCGUGUGUGUCGACGCUGGGCGCGACUCAUUUCGCGUCUGACCGCGAGGCCCGAGGUGUGGAAGAAGAUCAGAGCGGCCGGGCCGUUGGAGGUGGCGGCUCGCUGUGCCGGUGCGAGGGCGGGGCCUUGCGUCAAUGGAGUCAGGGAGUGGCGAGCGAAGAAUUCUGUGGUGACAGCCGCAGGCGCACAGCUCCUGGCCGCUACGUUCAGAAAUCUAACGCAUUUAGCGGUAACUGGCUCAAGUAGUAUGGAUGCGCGCUCACUGGCGCCGCUCAUCACCGACCUCGUGGACUUGAGGCAUAUCGACCUUACCGGUUGCCCAUCCGUGGACUGGCCGGAGUGGGCAUGGUUAGAGGGUCGGCUAGCGACCCGCCGGCCACCGGUGGAGUACAUAGACCUCACGGAUUGUGGAGCUGUCACAGACGCUGGCUUGUGUGCGUUGUUGCACACGUGUCCCUCGCUCCAGUACCUGUACCUACGAAGAUGUACCCUUGUCACAGAUGGAGGCGUCCGGUGGAUCCCUUCGUACUGUGCGCUCAAAGAGCUCAGCGUGUCCGACUGUACGGGCGUCACGGAUUUCGGUCUCUACGAGCUGGCGAAACUCGGCCCCGCGCUGCGCUACCUUUCCGUCGCUAAGUGUACUCAGGUGUCAGACUCCGGAGUACGGACACUAGCCCGUCGAUGCUACAAGCUGCGGUAUCUGAACGCGCGCGGCUGCGGCGCUCUGGGAGAUGAUGGCGUGGAGGCUGUGGCUAGAGGAUGCUCCAGGCUAAGGGCCUUGGACCUCGGGGCCACUGACGUGUCAGAGGCUGGUUUACAGAUCCUCGCCCGAUGCUGCCCCAACCUGAAGAAGCUGGCUCUCCGCGGCUGCGAGCUGAUCGGAGACGACGGACUAGAGGCAGUGGCUUACUACUGCCGCGGUCUGACGCAGCUCAACAUCCAGGACUCACCAGUCACGCUGAGGGGGUACCGGGCAGUGAAAAAAUACUGCAAGCGAUGCGUUAUUGAACAUACUAAUCCUGGAUUCUGUUGACGCUAGAAUCCAUUGUAUCGAAAACUGGUUUAAACUAAGACCUCCCUGGACACCCCUAACCUGAAUGUAACAUCGCUGGAAUAGCAGGCGUCCAUAUGCUAAGGUGACCGCUUAUCAGCAGGCGGGUGGUAUGCUUGUUUGCCACAUAGCAUAAAAAAGAAUCGCUCGUGUUAGCGUAAUGUUGGCAAUGUCUCACGCAGGUAAACAUUCACCAAUCCACCAACCAAUCUCGCUGAAGAGAGACUAAAAGAAAAAAAAACUGCAGCGUACACACAGCUGCAGUGCUGCCGUCAAAUCGUGAAUAUUUCUCGGAAGUUGCGGAUUUGUUAGAAGUUAGAACAUGAUCAUAUUCCUGGAUUUAACGUUGAAUACUGGCCAGCGUCGAAGGAAAAUUGAGAUGUGCCUUGUAUCGGAAAACAGAUUUCAGCGGAUUCGUCAGACGCCUUACACGUUUUGAUUAACGCUUGAAAAUGGUUUCGUCUUGUAGCUAUCGAUUUUGUGUUGGCAGACAACACACUAGGAGAUAUAAUCAUAGUUCGGCCAUGUAAAAACAGUUUUUCUGCUGGAAAAGUUAAUCCAUAAUUGAUUUGACUUAAUUUUAGAAGCUCCAUUCCAAAUUGGAAUGAAUUGGAAUGGAAAUUUCAAUUCUACUUAACUAUGAACUGAAAUAGUGUAUGAUAUAUCUAUUUCAAUUUAUAACGUAUACAUAAUUGUGUAACUAUUUAAAAAAAGAAAUCUAAAAUAUUUCAUAAAAUAAUUUGAUUUGAUCCCUAGUUGUCUACUUACCUAGUUUAAAAAACCGGACAAGUGCGAGUCGGACUCGCCCACCGAGGGUUCCGUACUUUUUAGUAUUUGUUGUUGUAGCGGCAACUGAAAUACAUCAUCUGUGAAAAUUUCAACUGUCUAGCUAUCACGGUUCAUGAAUGAAUGGUGACAGACAGACGGACAGACGGAUAUCGGAGUAAUAGGGUCCCGUUUUACCCUUUGGGUACGGAACCCUAAAAAAACGGCCCUUCAGCGAGCAAAUUAACCGCCCGAAUCCUUCAAUUGUAAGGAAAUCUGACAAGUAUUUUGUAGACAUUAUUACGCAGUCCGUAACUUUUUGUGUAGGUACCUUAAUUAAAAUACUUAUUUUGCUUGCUUUAAUUUGUUUUGAAUACAAGCAAUUACCUACCGUUCUUAUAUACCUUUGGCAUGUCUCUAUUUUUACUCUGUUUAGUUUAUCAUUAAAUCCAUGGACGACGUAAAUUGAACAUAAUGUUUAAAACUGUUUUUUGCCCUCAGCAUGUUAGUCAAUUUGAGACCUAUACUUUAAAUAGGUACCUACCUACUGUAUUUUGUGUAUAUAAAUCUAAGUGGCGCGUAAUCGUUUAAUAACAAGUGCGUCUUUUUUCUCUUAUGACUUAUCAGUUUUAUGACGGCAAAAGUUGUAAUUAAUGUUCGUUAAGGGGUUAAUCAGUUUAUUCAUGCUCUGUAUAUGCUUUGUAGUCUGUUGAUAAGCUAUACUAUACUAAGGUAUUUUUGACAUUUAGAUGAGACCUGUCACCGUACCCAAGCUAAGUCAAAAAUACUAUCGCUAAGUUGUACAUAAUUAACCAGAAAGUGCCAAUUUUGAUCGUACAUUGUUUUGAACUUACGAUGGUUUUAUUGAAAAAGUUGUCUUGCCAGGCGGUGUUACAUAAUGAUAAAUUAUCUUUUGGUUGCUUUUAGUCACAUAUCAUGUAAGUAUAUUGUUGAGAGAUAUGGAGAUGUAAUCACAGCUAAAUGGCAGCCACAGCUUUUACAUGAAUAUCAAAUUUACACUAUAGUAACAAUUUUGUUAAAUAAUCUUUUCUUAAUAUAGACUUAACAUGUGCCAUAGAGUAUAAAAAUAACAUCACAAUUUUAUUGAAUUCUCCUAAAUUUCGUUUUUAUGGUCGUAUGAAAUUUUCCUACAAUAGGUGUACUGUAAAUGUAUAGUUAUUAUAUUAUUUGUAAUUAUAUAGCAAAAUUCUUGAAAAGAUACAAUAUUAAAAACUGUAAUAGAUGUCAUACAUUAAAGAAAAAGUGACGAAGCCCUCCAGUGGUGAAGGCCGGAUUCGAACCGGAU